CAUUUAAUUUAAAGCUAUUUAAUUUGCAAUGUCCCAAGAUAGUGUUAAAACAACUUGUACACUCGGCAAGCCCAGGGUGGAAGAAAAAUUACAAAUAGCAAAUAGUUAUGAGGAUUACGAACAAAUCCUUAGCAAUAAUAUGAACACUAAGCCUUUAUAUUUAUUUUUUGUUGCAUCGUAUUCUCCUAUAAGUGGAUAUUGUUGGAAUCCAUUAUGUGUGGAAGUGACUCAAUUUUUGGAAAAGUACACAAGCAAUAUUACAUCUGGAGCUUUCAUAACGGUAUACGUUGGUUUAGAAGAUGAUUGGGAAGAUCUGACAAACCCUUUUAGAAAAGAUGAAGACCUUCAAUUAAGAACACUGCCGACCCUAAUGCGAUUCGACACAUUAAAGAAACUCGAAGGAAACUUUUGCUUGAAAGAAGAACUUGUAAACCUGCUUUUUCAAGAUUUUCAAUGUCAACCAUAAAUAUCUAACCAAUAAAAAUGUAUCAGAUAAAGAAAAUAUUAGUAUAAAAUAAAAAUACUAAUCUAA
Molecule: messenger RNA, 532 nt
Organism: Anthonomus grandis grandis
Lineage: Eukaryota; Metazoa; Arthropoda; Insecta; Coleoptera; Curculionidae
Product: thioredoxin domain-containing protein 17-like
Exons: 3
Coding region: 29-466 (145 amino acids)
Cellular component (GO): cytosol
Molecular function (GO): protein-disulfide reductase [NAD(P)H] activity
Source: RefSeq, a predicted model, not a curated record